UUCCCGGGGAGAGAGAGCGAUAAGAGAGAAACGAGAGCCGCAGAAGGGAACACGGAAACACGUUAGGAGCGGUUACCGAGCAAGGUGUAUUGGUAACUACGAAAGAUACUGACUCCGUAGACCCGUUUCACAACCCCAAAUAUUGGGUGCACACGUUUUUUUUUUAUUUUAUAGUGGUCGGACCGGACGUCUUUAUUGCGGACAAAAGGAUUUUUUUCCUCGUAGAAUACCAUUCAGGAUUGAGAAUGUCGGGGACCAGGGAGGAAGAACGGCGGAAACUAGCCGACAUCAUUAACCACUGGAACGCCAACCGGCUCGACCUGUUCGAGAUCAGCCAGCCCACUGAGGACCUGGAGUUCCACGGCGUCAUGCGCUUCUACUUCCAGGACCGCAUGGCGGGGAACUUCGCCACCAAGUGCAUCCGCGUGUCCAGCACCGCCACCACACAGGACGUCAUCGAGACCCUCGCCGAGAAGUUCCGGCCCGACAUGAGGAUGCUGUCCUCGCCCAAGUACUCCCUGUACGAGGUGCACGUCAGCGGGGAACGCAAGCUGGACCUGGACGAGAAGCCGCUGGUGGUGCAGCUGAACUGGAACAAGGACGACCGGGAGGGCCGCUUCGUGCUGAAGAACGAGAACGACAUCGUACCCAAGAAGAUCCAGAGCAACGGGCCCGAGAAACAGGAGAAGGAGGGCGUGAUCCAGAACUUCAAGAGGACCCUCUCCAAGAAGGAGAAGAAGAAGGAGAAGAAGAGGGAGAAGGAGGCCUCCGCCCGCAUACCCGACGGAGACGAGCAGACGCUGGGCAGAGAGGACGGGGAGAACUCACGGCUGGCAGCGGAGGUGUACAAGGACAUGCCCGAGACCAGCUUCACGCGCACCAUCUCCAACCCGGAGGUGGUGAUGAAGAGGAGGAGGCAGCAGAAGCUGGAGAAGAGGAUGCAGGAGUUCCGCAGCAACGACGGGCGGCCCGACUCGGGAGGGACACUGAGGAUUUAUGCCGACAGCCUGAAACCCAACAUCCCCUACAAAACCAUCCUGCUCUCCACCACCGACAUGGCCGACUUUGCCGUGGGAGAGGCCCUGGAGAAGUACGGUCUGGAGAAGGAGAACCCCCGGGACUACUGCAUAGCCAGGGUGGUGCUGCCCCCAGGGUCCCAGCAGUCCGAUGACAAGGCGGGGAAGGAGACCAUCCUGGAAGACACAGAGUGCCCCCUGCAGAUCUUCAGAGACUGGCCCAGCGAUAAAGGGGCCCUCGUGUUUCAGCUGAAGAAGCGGCCCCCAGACUACGUCCCAAAGAAAGGCCGCAAGCCUGAGGACCGGGGCUCCCGGGGAAAGUCCUUGGAGGGCAUCCUGCCCCCGGAGAAAAUGCCCUACCUGGUGGAGCUCAGCCCAGGGAGGGGGAAUCACUGUGCCUACUACGCCUAUCGGCCCCACGAAGACGGUUCAGACUCCCGGGACAAACCAAAGCUGUACCGGCUCCAGCACAGCAUCACAGAGGUGGGCUCGGACACCACGGACGAAGGCUCCAUACAGCUGUUCGGGCCGGGGAUCCUCCCGCACCACUGCGACCUGAUGCAGGCGGACGGCGUGGUGACGGUGACGCCGGCGAGCUACGAGGCCGAGACCUUCGUGGACGGCCAGCGCGUGUCGGACACCACCGCCCUGCGCAGCGGCUCCACGCUGCAGUUCGGCGCCUCCCACGUCUUCAAGUUCGUGGACCCCACCUACGACCACGGCUUGGCCAAGAGGGGCGUGGAGGGGGGCCCCAUGGUCAAGGGCCGCCACAAAUCAGGGAACAUCCCUGAGACGACCUUCGACCUUCACGGUGACAUCCACAGUGGGUCUGCUCUCCCCACAAGCAAGAGCUCAGGGAAGCUGGAAAUGGAACGCUCAGGUAACCCCAGCGAGAGAGGCAUGGUGAAGCCCAUGAUCCGAGGAGAGCAGCAGGAUGGAAGGUCCCAGGAAAGCCUGAGCCCCGAACUGACGCUGCCGGCCAGCAUCGAGUUCCGGGAGAACUCUGAAGAUGCCUUCCUGUCCGCCAUCAUCAACUACACCAACAGCUCCACGGUGCACUUUAAGCUGUCCCCCACCUACGUCCUGUACAUGACCUGCCGCUACGUGCUCUCCAGCCACUACCGGCCGGACAUGAGCCCCUCCGAGCGCACGCACAAGGUCUUUGCCAUCGUCAACAAGAUGGUGAGCAUGAUGGAAGGAGUCAUCCAGGAGACUGCGGAAGGUGACCAGAAGCAGAAGAACAUCGCUGGGGCUCUGGCCUUCUGGAUGGCCAACGCCUCGGAGCUGCUCAACUUCAUCAAGCAGGACCGGGACCUGAGCCGCCUCACACUGGACGCUCAGGAUGUGCAGGCCCACCUGGUGCAGCUGGCCUUCAAGUUCCUGGUGCACUGCCUGCAGUCGGACCUGAAUAACUACAUGCCCGCCUUCCUGGACGACCCGGAGGAGCAGAACCCCCAGAGGCCCAAAAUAGAGGACGUUCUGCACACGCUCACCGGUGCCAUGUCCCUGCUGCGCCGUUGCCGGGUGAACGCGGCGCUCACCAUCCAGCUGUUCUCCCAGCUCUUCCACUUCAUCAACAUGUGGCUGUUCAACAAGCUGGUGACGGAGGCCGACUCCGGCCUGUGCUCUCACUACUGGGGAGCCAUCUUGCGCCAGCAGCUCAGCCACAUCGAGGCCUGGGCCGAGAAACAGGGCCUGGAGCUGGCCGCUGACUGCCACCUGAGCCGCAUCGUACAGGCAACAACCCUGCUGACCAUGGACAAGUACUCCAUGCAGGACGUCCCGAACAUCAACAACACUUGCUUCAAGCUCAACUCCCUGCAGCUCCACGCGCUGAUGGCCAACUACCACUGCGCCCCUGACGAGCCUUACAUUCCCCCCGAGCUGAUAGAGCACGUGGUGGCGGUGGCGGAGAACACGGCGGAUGAGCUGGCGCGCAGCGACGGGCGGGAGGUGCAGCUGGAGGAGGACCCCGACCUGCAGCUGCCCUUCCUGCUGCCCGAGGUCGGCUACUCCUGCGACGUGGUGCGCAACAUUCCCAAACGGCUUCCAGGAGUUCCUGGACCCCGCUGCUGCCAGAGAAACUUCUGCAGGCUGAUCCCGCACCCCCGCUCGCCCGGCACCUGGACCGUCUACUUCGAAGGAGCCGACUGCGACAAUCACUUCUCGGCAGACAGCGUGGAUCUGCCGAUGCGGAAGGAGCCGGAAGUGGUGACGGUCACGCUGAAGAAGCACAACGGCAUGGGUCUCAGCAUCGUGGCCGCCAAGGGUGCUGGCCAGGACAAGCUUGGGAUAUACAUCAAGUCUGUGGUGAAGGGCGGGGCUGCCGAUAUGGACGGACGACUUGCGGCUGGGGACCAGCUGCUGAGUGUGGACGGGCGUAGUCUGGUUGGACUCUCACAAGAGAGGGCUGCAGAGUUAAUGACCAGGACGGGCUCUGUUGUGACGCUCGAGGUGGCCAAGCAAGGCGCCAUUUACCACGGUCUGGCCACACUUCUGAACCAGCCAUCUCCCAUGAUGCAGCGGGCGUCGGACCGCGGGCGAGACAAGGGCAAAGCCAGACCAAAGAGCGAGGGCUUCGAGCUCUACAACAACUCGGUGCAGAACGGCUCCCCAGAGAGCCCUCAGGGGGCGUGGGACGCCUACCCCGAACCAAAGAAGAUGAGCGGAGAGGACCGCCUGCUCAAGAACAGGGUGGACCACCGCUCCAGCCCUAACGUCGCCAACCAGGCACAGAGUCCAGGAGGAAAGGCCGUUUACCCAGGAGGACCUACGACCAAGAUCACCUCCGUCUCCACGGGCAACCUCUGCGCCGAUGAGGAGCCGUCCCCUCCCCAUCCAGAGGCGUACCCCAUUCCCACGCAGACCUACACCAGGGAGUACUUCACCUUCCCCGCCUCCAAAUCUCAGGACCGGAUGGGGCCCGGCCCGGCCCCCGGGGAGCCCUGGCACGACUCCGAGGACAGGCCCCCGGACGACCUUCCCUCCGGCGACAUGGUCCUACCGGAUGAGCUGUUGGACGAGCGGGUGGCGUACACCCCGGACCGCCUCCGGCCAGAGGACCUGCUGCUCCUGCAGCAGCGGGAGGCCGAGUACCAGAGGGAGCGGGGCAGCGGGGAGCACUGGAACCACCAGGUCUCCUCCUCCGUGGAGUCCAGCACCUCCAGCCAGGAGCACCUCAACUACUCCUCCUCCUCCUCCUCCAAGGGCAACCACAAGAGCGGGCCCGGCCGCUGGAAGACCCCCCUGUCCCCUCACUCCGGCCCGGGGCCCGCCCCCGGCCCCGCCCGCACCGACCUGCCCCCGCCGCCCCCUCCCCCGCCCCCCGUGCACUACGCCGCCGACUUCGAGGCCCAGCCGGAGCUGCCCCUCCCGCCCCCGCCCGCCGUCGCCCAGCAACAGGCCGCCGCCACGGCCGACCGCAAGAAGCGCGAGGAGCAGCAGCGCUGGUACGAGAAGGAGAAGGCGCGGCUGGAGGAGGAGCGCGACCGGAAGAGGAGGGAGCAGGAGCGCAAGAUGGGCCAGAUCCGCAUCCCCGCCGCGCCCAACAACCAGCACGGCCCCCUCCCUCCUCCGCCCCAGCCCCAGCCCAUGGGCGGCCCUCCCCAGCCCCCCGCCCAGAUCCCCCAGGCCUACCUGCCCCCCCAGCCGGGGCCCCAGGCCCCGCAGCAGCAGCCCCCCAGGCCCGAGAAGCUGGCCAGCCUCCCCCGCCAGGCGGCGCCGCCCCACGACACGGUGAUCCGCGAGCUCCUGCCCCAGCAGCAGCCCCGCACCAUCGAGCGGCGCGACCUGCAGUACAUCACCAUCAGCAAGGAGGAGCUGUCGUCCGGGGACAGCCUGUCGCCCGACCCCUGGAAGCGCGACGCCCGGGAGAAGCUGGAGAAGCAGCAGCAGCUGCACAUCGUGGACCUGCUGGACCGCGAGAUCCAGGAGCUGCAGGCCAAGCCGGAGCGCACGGCCGAGGAGAGCGACCGUCUGCGCAAGCUCAUGCUGGAGUGGCAGUUCCAGAAGAGGCUGCAGGAGUCCAAGCAGAGCGACGACGACGAGGAGGAGGAGGACGACGAGGACGUGGACACCGUCAUGAUCAUGCAGCGGCUGGAGGCCGAGAAGAGGGCACGGCUCCAGGACGAGGAGCGCCGGCGCAAACAGCAGCUGGAGGAGAUCCGCAAGAGGGAGGCAGAGGAGCGGGCCAAGCAGGAGGAAGAGCGCCGUCGCAGGGAGGAGGAGAGGGCCCGGCGCGAGGCCGAGGAGAAGAGGAGGCAGGAGGAGGAGUACUACACGCGCCUGGAGGCUGGGAGGCGCCGGCAGCACGAGGAGGCCGAGCGCCGGCUGCUGACGCCCGACGAACCCGGUCUGUACAGACCGCCCCUCCCGCGGGACUACCAGCUGCCCCCUCCUCCCUCUCCUCCCGCACCCCCCGCCACUAACGCCCCUCCACCCCCGCCUCAGAGAAACACCUCGUACCUCAAAACCCAGGUCGUCUCCCCCGACACCUUGUACACCGCCAAGUUUGUCUCGUACAAUGAUGACGAGGAGGAGGAGGACGCAGGCCUAGCAGGAUUUAAUACGUACACUGGAAACACAGCAGGAGUUGUAGGAUCGAACGAAGUUUACAAGGACCCGCGAGAGAAAUGGACUAAAAGCGGUCAAGAGCAGGAUAACACACUAACUGGAGGAGCCCCAGAAAGUCUCACCUUCAGGGAACGCCAGCGGCUCUUCUCCCAGGGGAAGGAAGUGUCCAAUAAGGUCAAGGCCUCACGAAAACUAAUGGAACUGGAGAACGAACUCAACACUAAAUAGUAGACUGGAGCCUGAGCAGAUGGCAAUGCCAAGCCUUGACCGAGCGUGGAAAAGCGAGAGCUAGUUCUCAAGUUCCCGCCCAUUCUCUUACCGUUUUAUGUUUUAAUGAAUAACUGGACCUUUAGACGAUUAGAUGUUUGCAAUAGGAGCAGGGGCGGAGCUAAGGGGGUAUAACGGAGAAAGCUUUCCCGGGAGUAGUGUGUCCAGGGGGCCCCGAGAGGCGGAUGAUUUCUUUUAUUUUUUUUAUAUAUAAAUAAAAAUUUAAAAAAUACAUCUAUAUAUAUUGGGCAUUCAUUUCUAAUAAUGACCUAUUAUGCAGAGUUUGCUUCUUGAGGACGUGGAUAUGUGGUGUUACCUUUUACUAACGAUGUCAGGUUCGCUCAACGUUUGUCAUUUUGAAUGAGGAGUAGCCUAACGUUAACAUUAGGACGCGCUGCCAUAGCCAUCAGCAAAGUAAAAUGUCCGAAAUUAGGUUGUGAGACACGAAGACAAAAAAGCCGAUAACAUUAAGAACAAAGCCUACAAAUUACUGACCAACUUUGUUUUCCCCCCGUCAUGAGAAGUUAGGCUAAUCGCGACUAACGUUAACGUCAGGGAGGAGGCUAGCAAGGUUGCUACUGUUCGCAUGAAGAAUGUUACUGAUAAACAGACAGAGGGGCGAGAGAUGCAAGUUCUGCUAUUUCAGAGAAGUCCAAUCAACCCCUGCGAUCACUGCAGAAAAUAUGUCGUCAGCGAAAAAGACCCACGUGACAGUGGCGCCUCGAGCACUUUGACCCAGGGCGUUGGCCAAAAAAGAUGGACAAAAAACUGUUAGCCCAAGAAAGCGAAGACAUUCCUUCUCAUACAAAAAAUGUGGCACUAAAGAUGGUCUUAAAGUCUCUGCCAUAAAAUUCCAGAAAAUGUGCUGUUUUAAGUGGAGAAAGGUUUCGUUUCAUUUAUUUUAUAUCUAGAAAUCGGUAAUAAUCACAGUGGGCUUACUAGAGGUAGUUUGUCAUUGUGACAGAAUUCCAAACGAUUAUUUAGAGCUGGUGCAAAAGUAAACUUAAAAAGAAAAGGAGAAAAGCGAUGCCUGUGCAUUAUCUCUCUGCUAGAAUUAAGAACAAAAUCAUUGCACCCACUUGUAGCUGCUUGAGACCACUAAUACAAAACUGGAAGCUCUUGCCCCUCCCUCAGCCUAGUACACUUGGGUGACCGGCCUACCGAGUUGCUCGCUGUGUGAACGUGGGGUUAAGCAUUAUCUAUUUGUGAUGAGUUUGCACUUCUGUAAUUCAAAGAGUUGAGCGUAGAUGACGUCAGGGCAUCAAAGAAAAACUGGUCACCAAAUCCAGCAAUGAUCUUUCAGAUAACUUGUAGAUAUGAGUUUUGCAUCUCAAGAAGAUAUACAGCGCCCACUAACAAUAAACUCUCUUCAGCUACUCAAUGCUAUGCGUCGAUAGUGAAUAUGUGUUACGCAUAUUUUGUACACUGCCAGUCACGGUUACAGCAUUCAGUAAAUUUAAUUUUAAAAUAAUUUAUCACAUUUAAAGUGAGUCGGGCGAGACUGAAUGGCCUUAAUUCUUUCAAUGGAAUGCGAACCGUCUGAUAAAAUUGACUUUAAAGAUAUUAUUACGGACUUUGCAGCAAGGACGAGGAGUCGGAUGCUACUUUGAGAGACAGGGCAGAGAAAGACCACCGCAGUGAGGUAGGGCUGUUUGUUUAUCAGAGCUGACGUGUAUGUGUGUGCGUGCGUGCGUGCGAGGAGGCUUUCUCAUUCUUUACCCUGGACAAGUAAUUUCGAGAGCUGUCCCUGAAUAGGAGAGACGAUCUUUACUUUCCUUCAGAACUAUCAAAGAUGUAUUAUGAUGAUAAAGCACUGUAAAAAUGUUUUAGAUGUGUAAGGCAAUUUUGAAAUCACGUGAAGGGGGGGGGGGGGGUAUAUAUUUUUGUUUUUAAAAUGGUUCUUGGGUUAAGAGUUUUCGUUUUGUUUUUGUUUGGUUUUUUUUGUUUUUUUUCCUCCCCUAAUAGCUUACAGGAAUAUUUAGAUAUUUUCUGAUUUUGCUGCAUUACUCAUUUCCACGCAAUUUUUAUUUUUACAGUUACUAUAUUAACGGCCGAGUCAACAACCUGUUAAGAGAAAGAGGGGUUCCACUGUACAUUCUACUCCCCACUACACACAACCCCUCAUGCCGCUGGCUGCAUUGAGACAUCACUCCUGAUGAAUCAAAUCUCACCUCCACUUACUGCGUUCCACCUGUUUGUACACAUGCACUGUAAAUAUCUCACGUUUUCCCGGAAUACUCACCUGUUAUCGGAGUUCUUGCACAGCGUCCAAGCAGGGCAGUUAUACAGUAUGCGUUGAAUUUACAGAUAUUUCUUUCACAUUAGGAUAUACAGAACCUGCAUUUUUAAAAAAUCCUCAGUGCUUUUUUUAUUUGAAUUUUUUUAAAUGAACCUAUUCCACAUUUUCUGAGUUGUGUGUCCGAAUGGAGCAGUACAGUACACUGCUUGCAUAAGGAGAGGGGUAGGUGAUAACAAGGAUAUAUAACGCUAAUCGCAUCAUACAAAUGUGUAAAAAUGUCAUUGCACAGCUGAUAUUUAUUUGAACCUUGUUUUUGUUACACUGGUUUUGUUUUUCCCCCACUAAAAAAUGUGUGACAUUGUGUUGAAAAUAGAUUGAACUGACUAUUUCAUUUAAUAGCAAACUUGAUUGCUGUUUUGUUUUUUUAAAUAAGCCAUGAUUGUGGCAAAAGCCUGUUCUUAUUCUAGUCCCUUCCUUACCUUGCUUGGUUGUCAGUUUCCCCACAGACAGUGUACACCAGUGUAGCUUUUCAGUCUUAAACUGAUUUUUUCCAUUCAACAAAAUGAGGCUUUGAAACUCAAUAUUCUGUGUAAAUACUUUUCAGAAGAAUAAGGACCAGACUUUACUAUGUAAAUUUGAAUUAUGCUUAAGGUAUCAGUGUCCAUAGCGGCCUCCUUCUGCUCCGACAAUAUUAACUGACAGAUGUAUUCACAUCCAUGUGUUUUCCAUUUUAGGUAAGACAAAAUUUAUUUGAUUCACUUUAAUGGUUGUUUCAUGUUAGGCUUUUGUAAAUCAUAAAUAAAUACAGAUUUUACAAAAAUGCUGGAAUUGUCUGUACAAUUUGUAUAGAAGUAUUUAAGAUGCUGUAUUUUACAUAGAUGUGAAAAUUAGUCACUUUAAGCAGGAUUGCUUAAUAGCAAAUGAGUGUUUAGCACAAGCUGGUCAUUUUGUAGGUCGGAGUACACUUGACCUUUUGUGACCUAAGGUGAGAAGGCAUUGCCUUCGAGCUGGUUUGUUCUGUGGUAGAAUGAGAUUGGUUUGAUUUCCAGUUAAGCAAGUUAUACUUUUGUUUGAAUAAAUAGCUUUGUUGUUUUUACUGCAGUACAUUUAACUGUUUUGCACUAUGAUGUGCACACGCCAGGUGAUGCUCUUUCGGUAAAGCAGUGGUUGCGUUGCGGCCAUCGAUCAGCCCAGAAUAUAGGAAACGUAAAUCCAGGCACCAAUAUGAUGGCAAGGCUAAGAAUGAAUAUUACUCCCCCUUGUAAAAGUGAAUGUCAGUACUUGCACUGUAUGGACUUGCUACACUUACUACACUACUAUUUAUUGCAUGGAGUGGAUAGACAUUCGUUGCCUUAGGGGGAAGAAACUGAUGGGCGGAAUAACUCAAUGAAAUGAAACAAAUGUGUGUAUUCAGACUGGCGUGUAAAAUAUAUAAAUAUAUAUUUUUGCUAUUUUACUUUUCAAACCGGAUGGUCGUUAUUGGAAAAAGAUGUGGGAAGCUCCUUGGCUGUGGAUGUUUCCAGUAUUUGAGUGGGUGAGACUGAGCUUGACACACAGUGGAUGGCUUUGGGGUGCCACAAUAAAGCACAACUUCAGUCUCCGGCCAGGGGAACCAGACCAGUGGUGUUGUGCAUUUACACCAUGGCUAUGUUCUUGUCUUGUCAAACACUUCCACAUGCAAAAAAAUAUAUAUAUAUAAACUAGCUACUUUUUUAAAUUUUAUUUCAGAGAUGAAUACAUGUUCAUAUUAAUGUGAAAGGAGUUAGGAGAGUGUGUCUGGGUUUUGAAAGAAUGCCAGGGUUCUUGUAGUAUUAGCUCUCUGGCCCUUUUUUUUUUUUUAAUGGUGUGUUACUCGUUGCUGGAGAGCACUGAAACUGCUGUAGCUCAUUUCUACUGUACUUCACCUGCAACCUAUUUUUAAAUAAAAUCUUUAACAUUGA
This is a messenger RNA of Conger conger (European conger), 10034 nucleotides long. Its product is annotated as afadin-like. Gene Ontology annotation, molecular function: cell adhesion molecule binding. Gene Ontology annotation, biological process: signal transduction; regulation of protein localization. The record is from RefSeq and is a predicted model, not a curated record. NCBI's taxonomy places the organism in Eukaryota, Metazoa, Chordata, Actinopteri, Anguilliformes, Congridae. Gene Ontology annotation, cellular component: adherens junction.